ACUUUCCCCACCCCUCUCACUCCUUCCCCCAACCCUCCCCAUCCCCGCUUCUAAACUUAGGGUUUUUAGAGAUCGGGCCUCGCUCUGUCCCGACGCCCUGGUCCGACUCUCGCGUUUGGGAGUGGACCAACGCAGAAGGAGGAAACGAGACGCAGUCAGCCUUUCCGCCUCGUCCCGCAUCUGAAGGCGGGGCUGGAGAAGGCGCGGGCUCUGCGCACGCGCCACGCGGCCCACGUGUAGCCUGUGCAGCGGCAGUUGUGAGUGGGGGUCCGUGCCGGGGUCUGUUUUUCGGAGGGGUAUCCCUGGAAGGAUCGGGCCUGGAACUCGGCUGGGUGCGCGCCUGUGAUCCCGCUGCCUGGGGCCGCUCCAUCCGGAUCUGUGUUAUUUUCCUGCGUCCCAGCCUUGGCUCACGCUCCGCUGUCUGCCUGAAUUGAGCUCUGCUUAUCUGAAGCCUUUGGCUCUUGUCGCCCUUACUGGAUUCUGAAGACAGGAGGACCUGAGGCCCAGAGCACUUCACUUUACAUAGGAAUCGUGGGAGAAUCAGAUACUUCAUGGGGAAAGUGCCUCCUGCAUUCUGACCCCUUCCGCGGGGACACUUGCUCUUCAAUAUCAGCAGCCAGGCUCGUAGGAUCUUCAGGAUGGCCGCAGCCCCCCAAGCACCAGGGAGGGGCUCUGUGCGGAAGACGAGACCUUUACCUGUGAAGACGUCACUCAACAACCCAUACGUCACCUGCUGGGGUGUCCUGGAGAGAGAGGAUAUGCACUUCAUACUACAGACACUCGAAGACAGAUUUAAAUCUCUUGGGCUUCAGAAGAUUGAGGACAGGAGGAGAAAGAAAAAGCAGCCCCCUUUACAAAAACAGAGCGGAGACACAUGGAGCAUGGACAUGGACACUGGUGAGGACUUGAAGGAGAAAAAGCUGGAAGAUAACCAACAGGCCUCAGGGUGGACCCCUGCCCACAUCAGGAAGCAGCUGGCAAUCGGAGUCAAUGAGGUCACCAGGGCUCUGGAAAGGAACGAGCUGCUCUUAGCCUUGGUGUGCAAGUCUGCCAAGCCUGCCAUCAUCACCGCACACCUGGUCCAGCUGAGUGUGAGCAGGACUGUCCCCGCCUGCCAGGUCCCCCGGCUCAGUGAGAGGAUCGCUCCCGUCAUUGGCCUCAAGUGCGUCCUGGCCCUGGGGUUCAGAAAAAACACCGCCGCCUUUGUUGAGGAGGUGAAGGCCAUCAUUCCCAGAGUCCCCAGCCUGAGUGUUCCUUGGCUUCCAGACAGACUUGAAGACCCCAAGGAGAACCCAGAGACUGAAUCCUUGGAAAGCCAAGACAAAGAGAUUUUGGAAACAUCCUUUGAAGAUCUCUCUAAACACAAGAGAAAGCUCGCUGACCGUCAGGAGGCUGUCGUGUUACAACCCCUGAGAAUAAAGAAACUGAUUCCAAACCCCAACAAGAUAAGGAAACCACCCAAAAGUAAAAAAACAACUUGAAAGUCAUCUUGUGUAAACUUGUCACUUCAUAGUUGUAAAACGACAGCUCGUAAAGAAGCCUUGACAUGAAUAAAAUGAGUUACUCUUACGUGUAUUCUUGGGACACUGUUUAGUACCGUUCCGCUAGAAGGUGUGGCUGUAGAACAGAGCUAGGACUGAGGCUUAAACGCUGGGUGAGGACAGCAUUGAGGCCUGUGAGUAACAAAACAAAGGUGUACUGAAAGAGAUGUCCGUGCUUGUGUGAAUUCACCUUUUAAAAGGCUAGUACAGUGCUUGUAAGCAAGGACAUCUGUAUCCUCAACUCCUAGCUCGUUCCUUCCCAGCAAGGAGUUUUUCUGUCACACUUGGAGAAUGUGCCACAGUAAACCUGGUUCUGGUUGGUGGGGAAGAUGAAACUGGACUGCAUCAGUUUUAAAGGGAAAAGACUAAAUGCCGUGUGAUACACUGUCUUCAGAAACAAUACAUUAUUUUUUUU
Molecule: messenger RNA, 1956 nt
Organism: Vicugna pacos (alpaca)
Lineage: Eukaryota; Metazoa; Chordata; Mammalia; Artiodactyla; Camelidae
Source: RefSeq, a predicted model, not a curated record